Molecule: messenger RNA, 135 nt
Organism: Sclerotinia sclerotiorum 1980 UF-70
Lineage: Eukaryota; Fungi; Ascomycota; Leotiomycetes; Helotiales; Sclerotiniaceae
Exons: 1
Coding region: 1-135 (44 amino acids)
Source: RefSeq, a predicted model, not a curated record
AUGACCAAACUAGUAGAAACGCAUGAACAGCGUGACGCCAAGACUAUCGUAAUUCACGAUAAGUUUGGCACGUUACUUUCAAAUGUCACAGCAAUAGCCAUCAUCCACGGGAAUCAACAUGGUAAAAGCUUGUAG